Akanthomyces muscarius is the source of this 1587-nucleotide messenger RNA. RefSeq lists its product as uncharacterized. Gene Ontology annotation, biological process: transmembrane transport. The record is from RefSeq and is a predicted model, not a curated record. Lineage: Eukaryota; Fungi; Ascomycota; Sordariomycetes; Hypocreales; Cordycipitaceae. Gene Ontology annotation, molecular function: transmembrane transporter activity. The coding region runs from base 1 to 1587 and encodes 528 amino acids. The transcript is spliced from 4 exons.
AUGCAAUGGCCCUGGUCUACCAGUGACAAGCCGCCUGCAUGGCUGGCCUUUCGGUCCUCCUCGGCGCUCAUUACAGUCACUGUCAGCUUUGCCGUCUUCACAGAUGUCUUUCUUUAUGCCGUCGUUGUUCCUGUUAUUCCAUUCACGCUGGAAUCUCGCAUUGGUGUCGCUUCCAAUAGAGUCCAGUAUUGGGUCUCGGUUUCUCUCGCCGUGUUUGCCGUAUCUCUCUUUGUCUCAUCCCCAAUAUGGGGCUGGAUGGCCGAUCGAUACCAAAAUCGCCGUUUCCCAAUGCUCGUUGGUCUCCUUUGGCUUCUCGCAGCCACGCUACUUCUCUGUUUCAGCACCAACAUUGCCAUGCUGCUCGUAGCCCGUAUACUGCAGGGCAUGUCCGCGGCCAUGACUUGGAGUGUCGGUCUCGCGCUCCUCAUCGACAGUGUCGAUAAGAAGCAUGUCGGUCGGUCUGCCGGCUACACGAGCACGGCCCUGACACUCGGUAUUCUUCUUGGGCCACUCAUAGGCGGCAUUGUUUACGACAGAGCCGGCAACUACGCCGUCUUUGCUAUCUGUUUCGGCCUGAUCGGCAUCGAUAUUGUCCUGCGCCUGAUCAUCGUCGAAGUUAAAGACGCGAGAAAGUGGACAUCUCCGGAACCAGAACCUGCAGCAACCCCCGAGUUCGCCGCGACGAAGACGGCAGGCGAAGUCGGCGCAGAGCAGGACGCCACCGUCACAGACCCAACAUCUUCCACCAGCCAGGCCACCAGGGAACCCGCGGCACUCGAGGACGGUGUUGGUGGCAAUGGGAGAGGACGGUCAAAGGGCAAAUUUUCAAUUGCUGGACAAAAUGGAAUAUUGGGACUCUUGAAGAAACGGCGCAUGCUCUGUGCGUUGUUUGGCGUCAUCAUCCAGUCCACCACGCAAACGUCCUUUGACGCCAUUAUGCCGCUCGAAGUCCACGACCUCUUCAACUGGAACUCCCUUGGCGGCGGUCUGAUCUUCCUUCCCGUCAUCCUUCCCUCCUUUCUCGGCCCAGUGGUCGGCAGCCUCAGCGACAAGUACGGCCCUCGCUGGUUCGCGGCCGGCGGGUUCCUCCUAUCCGUGCCCUUUUUCGUAUGCUUCCGCUUCGUGACGGAAAACACCAUCAACCACAAGGUCAUGCUGUGUGGGCUUCUGGUCGCCAUUGGCAUCGGCGAAGCGCUCCAGGUGGCGCCGCUCAUGGCUGAGAUUUCGUGGGCGGCCGAGGAAGGGCGGGACGACGACGAGGCGGGCGCCGUGCCGUACGCGCAGGCCUACGCGCUGUACAACAUCUCCUUUGCGGCAGGCGCCAUCAUCGGCCCGCUGCUGUCGGGCAUGGUGCGCGAGAGCGCGGGCUUCGGCACCGUGGGCUGGGCGCUGGCGAUCCUCAGCGGUUUCACGGCGCUGGUCAUGCUGAAUUGGGUGGGUGGCGCGCCGCUGUACAGAUUUAGAGAGGGCAUGAAGCGGAAUAGCUCAAAGGAGACUGUCGAUUCGAGGACAACGGCAACUCUGAGCACGGAAGGCGGGCAGUCGAACGAUGGCAGGGAGAAGCCUCGGACAGAGACCGCGGCGUAG